Nannospalax galili (Upper Galilee mountains blind mole rat) is the source of this 2305-nucleotide messenger RNA. RefSeq names its product immunoglobulin superfamily containing leucine rich repeat (gene Islr). Gene Ontology annotation, molecular function: protein binding. The record is from RefSeq and is a predicted model, not a curated record. The transcript has 2 exons. Bases 339 to 1625 code for a protein of 428 amino acids. Lineage: Eukaryota; Metazoa; Chordata; Mammalia; Rodentia; Spalacidae.
AGAGAGAGAAAACCAAGAGAGAGAGAGAGAGAGAGACAACCCCAAAUUUGGCCUCUUUUCCCCUCCAGUUUCUAGUGUCACUUAUGAAACAGUCCCAGUUGUAGAGCUCAUCGUUGUUUUCCUAUAAGAAACACUGGCUGUAGCCCCUACUUAGUGCUGUCCCAGGCACCGUGUUCCAGGAGGUGUGCAAACCAGCCUGCCCCUUCCUCCAGCAUCCUUGCCCUGCCUUAGUUGUCCUGGCCUUACAGACUUUUGAGCCAUCCCGUCCUUUGGUGCUUUGGUUUCCAUCUGAGAAGAGACUCAGCCUGACUACGGAAGAGCAGCUUGGAGGAGGUACUAUGCGGGAGCUGAGCCUGCUCUACUGGGCGGUUCUCCUGGGCCUGGUGCAAGCCUGUCCUGAGCCCUGUGACUGUGGGGAGAAAUAUGGCUUCCAGAUCGCUGACUGUGCCUACCGUGACCUGGAGGCCGUGCCCCCUGGCUUCCCAGCCAACGUGACCACACUGAGCCUUUCAGCCAACCGGCUGCCAGGCCUGCCAAAGGGUGCCUUCCGGGAGGUGCCCCUUCUUCAGUCACUGUGGCUGGCACACAAUGAGAUCCGUACAGUGGCUGCCGGUGCCCUGGCCCCUUUGGGUCAUCUCAAGAGCCUGGACCUCAGCCACAACCUCAUCUCUGAGUUUGCCUGGAGCGACCUGCACAAUCUCAGCGCCCUGCAGUUGCUUAAGAUGGACAGCAACGAGCUGGCCUUCAUCCCCCGAGAUGCCUUCCGCACCCUCCGUGCCCUGCGCUCACUACAGCUCAAUCACAACCGCCUGCAUGCUUUGGCUGAAGGCACCUUUGCACCACUCACUGCACUAUCCCACCUGCAGAUCAACGACAACCCUUUUGACUGCACCUGCGGUAUCGUGUGGUUCAAGACGUGGGCCCUGGCCACGGCUGUGUCCAUCCCAGAGCAGGACAACAUUGCCUGUACAUCACCUCAUGUGCUGAAGGGCACCCCACUGAGUCGCCUGCCACCCCUGCCUUGCUCUGCACCCUCGGUGCAGCUCAGCUACCAGCCCAGCCAAGAUGGGGCUGAACUGAGGCCUGGCUUUGUGCUGGCACUCCACUGCGAUGUGGAUGGACAGCCAGCCCCACAGCUUCACUGGCACAUCCAGACCCCCAGUGGCACCGUGGAGAUCGCCAGUCCUAACGUGGGCACCGAUGGACGUGCUUUGCCUAAUGCUCUAGCAGCCAGAGGGCGGCCACGCUUCCAGGCCUUUGCCAAUGGCAGCCUGCUCAUCCCUGACUUUGGCAAGCUGGAGGAGGGUACCUAUAGCUGCCUGGCCACCAAUGAGCUAGGUAGUGCUGAGAGCUCUGUGAAUGUGGCACUGGCCACUCCAGGAGAGGGAGGAGAGGAUGCACUAGGACGCAGGUUCCACGGCAAAGCGGUUGAGGGAAAGGGCUGCUACACGGUUGACAAUGAGGUGCAGCCAUCCGGGCCUGAGGACAACGUGGUCAUCAUCUACCUCAGCCGUGCUGGGCCCCCUGAGGCUGCAGUAGCAGCAGAAGGGAGCCCUGGGCAGCAGCUGCCCAGCCUGCUCCUCCUGGGCCAGAGCCUCCUUGUUCUCUUCCUUGCUUGCUUCUAGCCACACCCUGCAUGGCUGGCUGGAGCAGUCCCAGGGCCUCCCUAACUCCUCCUGACUCUGCCAAUGUUCCUUCUAAGUACCAUAGGGCCUGGAGUUGGCAAGGCCUGAGGCUGGCCUGGGGACUUCACAUAUUCCUACCUCCCCAUCUAAGCUCUUCCAGGCCACCCACUACUCCAUCUUGUAGAUCUGCUCUGCUCAGAGCUAGCGACUAGGAUUAGAACUGCAUCCCAGAACUCACCGUCUGGUGCUAAUUGCUGCUAACAGCAUUGCCCAUGCCCCCACCAGGGGCAGCAUGCUAACAGGGCAACAGUGAUGCCCUAACCUGACCUACCCACUGGGAAUUCUAGGCACUGGGAUGAGAAACUGGGGAGGCCAUCCAGGUGGGUACUGGGACUGGGCUGGAAGAGUCUGGAGUGGCCAGCACAGGAGCCAAUAAGAAGGCACCACAGACAAGGGCUGGGAAGGGCUUAGAGGCUCUCCUGGCCCCUGGUGUCCUCUGGUGGAGAUGUGGGACUCCCUGGCUGGGCCUCCUUCUCCUCUCACCCCAAAUCCCCCAACCUGUGCCUACCUCUUGGGACACCUACCCCUCCUUUCUCUUUAAGUAUACAUCUAUUAGUCUGCCUCUCCAAAGAGGCCAGCAAAUCUGGGGUGGCAGAGAAAUAAAAGCAUUUCUGAUGCUC